AUGGCCAUCAAGAUCGUGGCAGCAGAAUGGCCUUUCCUAAAACCAGACAUAUUGUUGUUAAGAGAGUUGUCGAUAAAAGGCAGCUGCUGUUUGAGGACCAGUCUUUCGUAUAUCUUGAAUAAGACGGGUAGAAUUGCGUUAGGUCUAAAAUCAUCAUGGGUCUUUGGUGCUUCUGUUUUAGGAAUGGGAGAUAUUCUUGAGAUCUUCCAAGCAGAGGGAAAUGAGUUAGCAUCAAUACAGGAGUUUACAAUGUGUGUCAGAGGAGCUGCAAUUAUAUCAGCAACUGCUUUAAG
Molecule: messenger RNA, 293 nt
Organism: Paramuricea clavata
Lineage: Eukaryota; Metazoa; Cnidaria; Anthozoa; Malacalcyonacea; Plexauridae
Source: the annotation of a GenBank genome assembly